This is a messenger RNA of Helianthus annuus (common sunflower), 827 nucleotides long. RefSeq names its product lamin-like protein. Lineage: Eukaryota; Viridiplantae; Streptophyta; Magnoliopsida; Asterales; Asteraceae. The transcript has 2 exons. The record is from RefSeq and is a predicted model, not a curated record. Gene Ontology annotation, cellular component: plasma membrane. Bases 101 to 607 code for a protein of 168 amino acids. Gene Ontology annotation, molecular function: electron transfer activity.
CAACACUGCCAACCUGCCGUACAUCCUAACCGUUUUGGGGAUAUUUAUCACUCACAUCAUUUGCGUGUUUUUCUGUAUUCCAUUUGAAGCUUCACUGACAAUGAGACGAUCAGGUGGCGUUGUAUGGCUGAACACGGUGGUCGCCGUCGUGGCCACGGCGGCGAUGUUGACCGGUGUUAUGUGUAGAAAUCCGGUGCGUCACCUCGUCGGCGGAAAGGAGAGGUGGAAACCUAAUUUUAACUACACUGAUUGGUCACGUCAGCAGGUGUUCUACGUCGGCGACUGGCUUUAUUUCGUGUACGACAAGCAUUUGUUCAAUGUGUUGGAGGUGAAUGAAACGAGCUACAGCAACUGCACUGACUACGGAUUCAUCUUCAACAUCACUAGAGGCGCAGGACGUGAUGUGUUUGAGCUCACUCAGCCUAAACCAUACUAUUUCCUUGCAAGUGGUGGUUACUGCUACAAUGGCAUGAAAGUGGCUGUAAAUGUGGUUGAAUUCGUUCCUGCUCCUCAACCUUCUCCGGCAAUAAGCGGUUGCUAUAUGAUCAUAGGAAUCAAUCCACUCAUCUUAUCAAUCAUCAUCGCGGUAUGGGCCAUUUUCGUUUAAGAUCGGUAAAGAACAGGAACUAGACUGGUUUGAUUAGCUAUUAGUUGAUUAUGAUUAGUUAUAACAUUGAUCUAGAAAUCAAUUAUAGUUUGAGUUGGAUUAAGAAAAUCUUAGAUUUUGGAUUGGAAGUUUAACUGAUUGUUAUAAGGAUCUGAUUGACCCAUGGAUCAGUGUGCUUGAUUAUCUUACUUAAUUAAAUGCAUAUUAUUUUUGAUGUCAA